Messenger RNA from Dromiciops gliroides (monito del monte), 7092 nucleotides. RefSeq names its product ELAV like RNA binding protein 1 (gene ELAVL1). NCBI's taxonomy places the organism in Eukaryota, Metazoa, Chordata, Mammalia, Microbiotheria, Microbiotheriidae. Gene Ontology annotation, cellular component: ribonucleoprotein complex. The record is from RefSeq and is a predicted model, not a curated record. Gene Ontology annotation, molecular function: RNA binding.
AGGAGCCGCCGCCGCUGCCGCCGUCGCCGCCGCCGCCGCUACCGAGGCCGAGCGGAGCCGUUACCGUCCCUCCCGCCCCCGCCCCCAGCCUCCCGAGGAGUCCCGGGCCCGCCCGCUGGCGCACAGGAGAUUGAAGAUGAAAGACAAUGAAGGCAUUAUUGAGAGAACAAGAUCGAAGAAGAAAAAGGGGAUGGGAUCAAGGGCACAAGUAGAGAGGUUGAUCUUGACAGGAAGGACCACCUCUUCCCCAGAGUUUGAAGCAAAGCAGAUAUUUUAUAAAAUGUCUAAUGGUUAUGAAGAUCACAUGGCUGAAGAUUGCAGGGAUGAUAUCGGUAGAACGAAUUUAAUUGUCAACUACCUCCCUCAGAACAUGACACAGGAUGAAUUACGGAGUUUGUUUAGCAGUAUUGGUGGUGAAUCUGCAAAACUUAUUCGACACAGCUUAGGCUAUGGCUUUGUGAAUUACGUGACUGCAAAAGAUGCCGAAAGAGCAAUAAACACACUGAAUGGCCUGAGACUUCAGUCAAAAACCAUUAAGGUAUCCUAUGCUCGGCCAAGCUCAGAAGUUAUCAAAGAUGCCAAUUUGUAUAUUAGUGGACUCCCAAGGACAAUGACACAGAAAGAUGUGGAGGACAUGUUUUCACGAUUUGGACGCAUCAUCAACUCCCGUGUACUUGUGGAUCAGACAACAGGUUUGUCCAGAGGGGUUGCAUUUAUCCGGUUUGACAAAAGAUCAGAAGCAGAAGAGGCAAUUACCAGUUUCAAUGGCCAUAAACCCCCAGGUUCUUCCGAACCCAUAACAGUGAAGUUUGCAGCCAACCCUAACCAGAAUAAAAAUGUGGCGCUGCUCUCUCAGCUGUAUCACUCACCAGCUAGACGAUUUGGAGGGCCAGUUCAUCAUCAGGCACAAAGAUUCAGGUUCUCCCCUAUGGGUGUAGAUCACAUGACUGGGCUUUCUGGUGUAAAUGUCCCAGGAAACGCAUCUUCUGGCUGGUGCAUCUUCAUCUACAACCUUGGUCAAGAUGCUGAUGAGGGAAUCCUCUGGCAGAUGUUUGGCCCCUUUGGUGCGGUUACCAAUGUGAAAGUUAUUCGCGAUUUCAACACCAACAAGUGCAAAGGUUUUGGUUUUGUGACCAUGACAAACUAUGAAGAAGCCGCCAUGGCCAUAGCAAGUCUCAAUGGCUACCGCCUGGGGGACAAAAUCUUGCAGGUUUCCUUCAAAACCAACAAGGCCCACAAAUAACUCGCUCCCGCUGUUUGGUACGGAAUAGCUCACUCAGAGUGACACCAGUUGAAGCAUUUUUUUGUUAGUGUAAAACUCAUUUUGCGCCAAUUUUCACGUGUUUGUCUUAGUCUAAAUGAGAAGUGAAAAGGUUUUUUAUACUCUGGGAUGCAACCGACAUGUUCAAAUGUUUGAGAUCCCACAAUGUUAGACCAAUUUUAAGUUUCUUAAGUUAUUUCCUUUAAAAUAUAUAUGAAACAGAAAUCUUAGUAGACUGCAUUAACUAACCAGCCCCUCUGGAUGGUGGUAAAAUUGAAGCAUGCUUUAACUUAUAAGACUGUCUAACAUUUGUUUCAUUUAGUGUUUCCACAAACUGGAAAAGCAGUUCUUUUUCUUCUUAGUUGUUAAACUAAAGAUGUUAGACUGACGCUGAGUGUGCUUUUUCUCCAUAGCUUAAGCAUUUAAAAAGAUUGACGCCUUAGUUGACAGUAAAUUGCUUUCUGAAGCAGUUUUCAUUGCCACUUUUCUGUUGACUUAAUCUUCAGUUUGUUUUUUUUUUUUUUUUUUAAAGUGGUCUUGUAAGUAGUAGCAUGCCUGCCUGACUUUUAACACCAUUGGGGAGGUAAGUUGCACGCUGAGCCGUGGCCAAGCUGUCAAAAUUAAAGUACAAAGAUUUUUCAGAAGCCCAAGUUUGAGUAGAAAUGGACCAAAGAGUUUCAAAGAAACUCCAAGAAGAUUCCAGAGUCAAAUUUAAUCUCCAAAACAGUGUGAACAUAUGUUGCUCCUUUGACAUCCUGAAUCUUUUGUCCAAAUAGCAUAUGCCUGGUGCACUACAUCCUGGUACAUUAUCUUUUGAGAGAACUUUUCAGUUUCAAAGAUCAACAUAGUUUAAAUUCACAAGGAUAGCUCUAUUUUUUAAUAACACAUAAACAUUUGAGCAUUGUAUUUCUCGCAUCCCUUCUUGUGAGCGCUAGAUUCUUUUUUUCUAUCUUAGUAGGGUUUUGUUUUGAAAAUUUGCUUUCAUAUGAACACUCAGCAGAAAAGUACUUAUUUCUUGCCAGUUAUCUAUUAACAAGAAGACUUUAAUUUGUAGUUUUAAAGAUUAACCCCCAAAGUUUUCUUCAUGCUGCCUUGACUAUUUUGGGUUGUUCUGUUUCUGUUAAAUUUUCUUUUGCUUUUUUGUGUUUUUUGUUUGUUUUUACUUUUGCAUUUAAGACCAUUAAAUUUGAUUUUGUUUUGCUCAAAUUUUGUUUUGUUUUUUAUUUUCAAUUUUCUUUUAUUUUGGAUAGGUAUUGUACAAAAGGUCCAACAUUCAGGGAGAAUUGUUAGGUCUUAAGGAAAGUUACUGGCCUCAAGAAAAAAGCCUUGACAUAUCUGUGGUGACAAUAUAAACUGUAUCAUCCCAAACUGAUUCUUUUGUAAACCUACAGACAUUGAAGUAGGCUGUUAAGAAGAGGCCACAAGAGGCAGGGGUAGCACACAGGAAGAGAAAACUCCGGGAAGCUGUUUCAUGAACCUGAUCUGAUUUUUAUAUAACUAAUGUACAGAGAGAGACAAAAAAAAAAAAAAAUGGGAUGGCUUAGGACCUGCAAUUUAUAACUAUGACGUGAGAUGGAACUAUGUAAAGGUGAUGUUUUUUAGUUAUUGGUAUAAUGGAAUUACUGAUUUAUUUAUUUUUUUAAAAGGACAAAUUAGGCAAUAGGUAUCACUCUCUCCAAAUGCAGUUCACUAUUUUCAGAAGCAUCUGAUUGGUUGGCCUCAUAACUGCUUUCCAUUCACCUAGUGCUUCCAAAAUAUUGAGUCCCUACCACUUGUUUGUAUUUGCAUCACAACUUUUUAAAAGGUUUCUUUUUUUACUUUUUACACAUGAUAAAAGAUUGGUACCAAGGCUUGGCCUUGAGAGCUAGCCGGACACUGCCCAGGAUCUACCUUACCCUCAGAAGUAAAAACUCCAAAGGAAUGUAGCCACUUUUUAUGACAAGGGUUUGUGGUCUCUGUUCCAUUUGCUUUGUUUUAAAUGGGGGGUGGGGGGAGGGUGGGGAAAGCGUAGCUUCUAUUCUGGUCUAGAAACAGUGCCUAUUUGCUGGAGUAAAUGGAAAGGUAGUCACUGUGGUCUUACUGUAGAGAAUUUUUAUAUUUUGAGUCAGUGUGUUCUAUGAGAAAAUAAUCCUUUUUUGGUCAUGGCAGCAUUCAAAGCCUUUCUCUUAAGUCUUCUGGAUGAAGACAUGGUUUGUGGUUCUGAAUCUUGCUUUGAAGCUACUGUAUUUAUUUACAUUUUGCUGCCAGCUUUGGCUAGUGCUUGACUUCUUAAGAGAAUUCUACCCUAAGUCGUAUACUUUGCAAAUGAUGAUGGCAUCUUCGCCACAUCUGUAUUCUCUUUUCCUUUGAUUCAGCUUGGUUGGUUCUUCAGACCCUGGGACUAAUGGAAAAAUAUGGAGGUAUUUGGACUUUUGAUGUAUCUGUCACCUAACAUUUUUCUGGUACUUGGGGCCCCCAUGGGUUUGAACACACUUGUCACCACAGGUCCCAGGUGCUUCUUCAGGAACAUUUGCAGGAGGGUGGAAAGUUAUAGCCGUUGAUGUAUUACUUCUGGUGGAAAACAAUCCACCAUCCUGAUAGUUGCUCCAGCCGCUCUGCUUUGCUAGGAACAUUUAGGAGGUUAGCUCAGCCCGAACCAGACUGUCAGGUUUGUUCCUAAAAGGGAGAGCUCACUUUUAAAAUGUCAUAUUGCUAAAGGAAUCCUUUCCCCAAACUUUGCUUUAAAAGUUUAAUCCCACUCCUGUUUAAAAAGAUGAAGACUCUACUUAUUUUUGGAAAUUCCUGUUUUCCCAAAGCUUCCUUAUUUAAAAUAACAAUGAAAAGAAUCGAGUAGACAGUAUUAAUUUAGAAAGCAUAAUUUUGCAAAUAUUUGGGAUAUUUUGAUUUGAUUCAGUUAUGUUUUAGCUUCUGAUUUCCCCAUUGCUUAUCAAUUAGAUCUCUUAGUAAUUAUCUGCUAAACAAUGCUUAAUUUGUGGUAAUUUAAAAAAAAUUAAGUUAACAUUGUUGAUUCUACCCUUGCAGCUUUGCCUUAAAUUAAUUCUUCAUUGUAAAAUACCAUGUCCCCUCCAGAGAGGGUUUUCUAUGUGCUAAUUCUACCUCUAAUAGGAAGUUCUUUCAUUCUGAUUCCCCACCCAAGGGCAUCUGUCCUUUCUUUGCAUCAUCUAACAAGUACACUAUUAAAGCAGAUCUAGAUUGUUUUUAUGAAUUUGGUACAGUCUGGUUAAGCCUUCUCUGCUUCCAGAAAAUAAGAUUUUUCCUAUUCUGAAGGCAGGUGCCUUACUUAAUGUUUGUAGAUCUGCACUUGCUCUCAAUGCUAGGAAAGCCUAGGACCCAAAGACCAGAAUAGUUGGACUAUAGCUAAGCAGCUGUGGUUAUUUGCAUACUCUGUGUUGAAAUUGCUUGGUUUAGACUCAGCACAGUUGUCAGAUUUGGAGACUGAAAUGAACAUGACUCAAGUUGUUUGGUUUCAUAUCAGAUGCAGGCAUCAUUUUGUUUCUGUAUGCUUUUGUAGCAUUCAUGUGAGAGCAAGAUGGUAAGGACAUCUUCCCCUUCUCCCUCAAUCCCCUUUCCAUAAACCAAAUACCAGUGUACUGGAUAAAACUCUUCUGGUCUUUGAAACACACCACCCCUGCCCAGUGUGGUUUGUAGGAUAUGGCGUCCGUGUUCCCGGUGGCCCUGCUGCUGGCACUUCCAGGCUACAGGCCACCAUACUUCCUAAAGAUUGACAGGCAGCACAGAAGGAAACUUUUUUGUUUGUUUUUGUUUUUUUGUUUUUUUGUUUUUUGUUUUUUCUGUUGAGUGGAGUUUGUAUUUCAUGAGCCAUUUUAAUAAUGAUAGAGUAGAUGAGCUACCACCAGAAUCUUUGAAAUCCUAUGGGGUUUCCAUUUUAAAACUUUGAUUUUCCUUUGUCUUGUAAUGAUUGUUUCUUAUUUCCAAUCCACCCUUCAGUGACAUAGUUAAACAUUUUGCUUGGUCAUUGAAAAGCAAAUGACUUUUGACAUUUUGAGCACAUAAGUUGGGAUAAUUGGUGAUUUGACCAGUAACUUUGAAUAGUACUGUACUUUAAAUCUUGACCUGAAGUCUUUUUUAAAAAUUGGUUCCAUCUCUUUUAACAUGUAACAUUUUGCUUACAAAGUAAUCUGUUGUGGGACAGGAGGCUUUAUCAAUUGUUUCCCAUAUUGUACAGUAGAUGGUUAAACAUUUUGUAUAUUUAGUGUGUUUUAAGUUAUUGAUUUGUUUUAUAUAAAAUAAUUUAUUUUUCAGGUACCAUUUUUUUUCAUUUUAACUUUGUUUUUACAUGGGUUUGUUUUCAAUAAAGUAUGACAUUGCUGUCCAAAAGUCUAAAAGAAAAUGAAUCCCAUUGUGUUCUUUUGAGAAUGCUUCUGUAAUUAGUUUUUGUGAUUUUCAGAAAAGCACUACUGAGUUCUCCAUCUUCCCAUUGCUUUUUUAUUCAAAUGAUUAAAAGACCUUUAGUGUUUUUUAAAAGAAAAAUCAGACUUAGGUUUUGAUAAUCAAGAAGAUUUCAGAUUAAUAAAGAAGCUUUGAAAGAAGAAACAUUUUUUAAAAAUGUAGUCUGAGUGUGAAUAUUAUUUUUUUGUCGAUGGCUUUCUCAAAAAGAAUGAAACUUUUGAAUCAUUUUCAGAGUUUUUAUAGAUGCCAAAUUGAUAUAUUGACAUGUAUUACAUAGAUUUUACAUGUAGUGGAAACAUGCAAAACAUUUUAUUAAAUUUGUUCACAGUCAUAUAGACAUUUGAAUUCAAUUCCAAAGAUAAGCUGAUGCUUAUUUUCAAGUACAAUGUUGUGGUUUGGGGUUUUCUUUAUGAGUCCAACCUUAUUUGUGCAAAUACUUGGUUCUUUUUACAGGCAUCAGGGAUGUGUUUUGCCUCACAUGUUAACCUAUAGUUUGAAUUUUGUGUUAUUUUUAGUUGUAAACAAAACAGGAUAACUGACAUGUUAAUAGUUUAGGAACUGAUCAUUUGUAACUUUUAUCAGCAGAAAUGGAAUUAAAAUAAUAAUAAUACAGUUGGUUUACUUUAUACUUUUUAGGCAAGCAUGUCUUUCCUCCUUCCCACCAAAUGGUGCUGUAUCCUUGGGAAAAGGGUUGCUAGACCAAAGUAUUAGACAGUGAGGGGGAGGGAAGGAAAGAAUUAUGCUGUCGUGUCUUGAAUGUCAUUUGUGAAGUUGUCUUAUGUGCAUUGUGUUCAUAUGCCCUUCAUCAAAUUUCUGUUCUUCACGGGGAAUGCAUUUUGUAGACUUGAGAAUUUUUUCCUGCUCAAGUCCCUUUGGCAAUUAUACAAGCAUGCUACUGAAACCCCAAGAAUUACCUAGUACCACCUUGUCCUAUGAUCCUUUUUACUUCUUCCUGUUAUAAAAGUUCACCUUCCAGGCUCUUUUAUCUACUACUGAUUGUGAAGGGCCCUUAACUUCAAGCUCCUAGAACCCAGGGUCCUGUGGCUGUCAAUUCUCUGCCUUUGGGCAUUUCUAGGCCUACCACUGUUAUUCCCACUUUAUUUCUAUAGUUUGCAGAUCCUCUUAGUUCUUUCAGCAUCUUCCCUUUUUAAUUGGCUGGUUUUCCUCUCAUCACCCAGAGCCAGAGCUUAGUUUUGCAACUAUUAAUUUCAUAUGCCACUCCUCCAUUCAUUUUUUUAACAUGGGAAAUAAAGUGUGAUUUAUUCACCCCAAGAAAACAAACUCCUUAUCAGCCAGCACUUCCUGAGCACUUAUUAGGUUCAUUGGAAACAUGUUAAAUUUCUCUUGACCAGACUUUUAGUAGAAUGUUGAAGUCACUGGUUUUUCCUUUCUCUUUUAUGUGUGUCUUGCUGUAGUUCUGU